CCUCAGCGUCAACCCCUGACCCACCACCGCCACCGCCACCAUAUAACCCAUCUCAUCCUUCGCUUGUAAACCAAUAUCCCAAAAUCAACACCCGCCAUUGAGCUCCCCACCCCGGCGGGCGAGGUUCCUCCGGACCUCCUCGGGGGAGCUGCUGUUUCCAUGUCUAAUUUUAUUAACCCGCCACCACUUCCACCACAGCGAGCAAAUAAACUAGAAUCAGAGUCACCACAACAACCGCCGAUGAUGCUGCCUUUAUCCCAGCUUUACAAGCAGCGAUCGUGGUCGCCGGAUAUUAACCGUGACGAGGCAUGGCUUAGAAGGAAAGGAAACAUUGAGAAGAGGAGAAGCAAGAGCGUGACGGAUGAAGACCUUGAUGAACUCAAGGCUUGUAUUGAGUUGGGGUUUGGGUUUGAGUUCGAUUCUACCGAGUUGGAUCAGCGUUUGUCUAGUACUUUCCCGGCUUUGGGUCUUUACUACGCCGUCAACAAGAACUAUAACGACGUCGUUUCCAAGUCUGUGUCGUCUCCUUCAGCUGCUUCCGAUUGUGAUAGCAUCCCUUCCCCUGUUGGCAGUCCCCAUGCCAUCUUUGACCCUGCUGAUCCACCGCAGACGGUGAAGACAAGGCUGAAGCAAUGGGCACAAGUGGUUGCUUGUUCGGUGAGGCAAAGCUCACGGUGAUGAUGAUGGUCUUCAAAUUAAAAGGAUAACCCAUAUUUGCUAUCAAUGUAAACAAAAAUUCCAGAACUUUGAUUCAUUAGAAAUUGAGGAAAAGCAGUUGAAAAUCGCUAUGUUGUAUUGAAAAAAAAGGAGCUACUAAUGGAUUUGACUGUUCUUGCUUUAA
Molecule: messenger RNA, 841 nt
Organism: Gossypium raimondii (Peruvian cotton)
Lineage: Eukaryota; Viridiplantae; Streptophyta; Magnoliopsida; Malvales; Malvaceae
Exons: 2
Coding region: 160-678 (172 amino acids)
Source: RefSeq, a predicted model, not a curated record